GGUGGCCAGAAGAGGACUGGGAGACGCUGUGGCGCAAAGAAUCAUCAGCUCGUCUUCAGCAAGGACUGAACAGCCCCUUGUUUGGAUCCAGAGGUCACCUACUCUUUAUGAGUCGCUUUGAGGGCUCGCUGGAGGACAGGGGAAGACUGGAGAGGACAGGGGAAGACCAGGGAGAAGAGGACAGGAGAGCCAUGGAGGUGCGGCGAUGCAGAGGGAUCCCCCUGAGUGCCGUCAGUCCAAAGUUUCUGCACACAAACUCCACCAGUCAUACUUGGCCCUUCAGUGCCAUCGCAGAGCUAAUUGACAAUGCCUAUGAUCCAGACGUAAUGGCAAAGCAGCUGUGGAUCGACUGGACGCGCAUUAAAGGCAUCGACUGCUUGACGUUCCAGGACAACGGAAGCGGUAUGACACAGAGGAAGAUGUACAAGAUGCUGAGCUUUGGCUUCAGUGAUAAACAGAAGGUGAAAAGGCACAUCCCUGUUGGAGUGUACGGGAACGGAUUUAAGUCAGGCUCUAUGCGCCUGGGGAAGGAUGCCAUUGUCUUCUCCAAGACCACAGAGAGCAUGAGUGUGGGCCUUCUUUCACAGACCUACCUGGAGACCAUCCGGGCUCAGCAGGUGGUAGUGCCCAUUGUCACUUUUAGACGUGUUGGGCAGAACCAAGCUGAGGACGUAGCCAGCCUUCAAGAUAUACUCAGGUAUUCGCUGUUUAACACAGAGAGUGAGCUAUUCUCCGAGCUGCGGGCCAUAAAUGCCACUUCUGGCUCCACUGGCACUCGCAUCAUCAUCUGGAACCUACGCAGGAUUACAAAUGGUGAGACAGAGUUUGACUUCAACACGGACAGGUACGACAUCCAGAUCAAGGCAAACACAUGCCAUGGACAUGACAAGUAUAAGCGACAGGACAGCACCAUGCAGACGGUUCCCGAGAGUGACUACUCCUUGCGUGCCUACUGCAGCAUUUUGUACUUGAAGCCCCGGAUGCAGAUUAUUAUUAGAGGACAGAAAGUGAAGACACAGCUGAUCUCCAAGAGUUUGGCUCACAUUGCUAAGGACCAUUACCGACCCACCUUCCUUAGCAAUCGCAUCCGAAUCACAUUUGGGUACAACACCAAGAGUAAGGAGCAGUAUGGCAUAAUGAUGUAUCACAAAAACCGCCUCAUUAAGGCCUAUGAGAGAGUGGGCUGCCAGCGCAAGGCAGAUGGCAGGGGAGUUGGAGUGAUUGGCGUCAUUGAAUGUAACUUUCUCCAACCCACACACAACAAGCAAGAUUUUGACAACACUGACAAAUACAGGAAAACUGUGUACAACCUGGGAUUGAAACUAGAGGAGUACUGGAAUGAAAUCAGAUACAAAUGUAAGAAAGAGAAUCCUACGUGCACAAUACCAAUAGAAGACACUACGAAGUUUCCAGAUCAGACUUGGGUCCAGUGUGACAAGUGUCUGAAAUGGAGGAGGCUGCCAGAUGGCAUUAACUACAGGGGCCUCCCUGAACAGUGGUUCUGCCAUAUGAACCCGGAUCCUCAGUUUAGGAGCUGCAAAGCGGAAGAGGAGCCUGAGGACUCAGAUGACGAUCAGCGCUCAUACCCAAAGCCUUACAAGCGACAGAGGAGGAACAGUAAGAUCCAAAAGGAAGACAAAAAGCAACAGGUUUUAGCACCUGUCCUGCCUCCAUCAACUACUCCUUUGUCAGACAAUGAGGUGUGGAGACCAUUAGUAGAUGCUCUCACCGCAUAUUCAUCUCCUCACUCAACAAAUCCUGCUUACACAGGUUGUAGCACCUCUAGAAACAGCAUGCCCAUCAUCAGUGGAAGCACUCUAUCUGCAACACUUGAAAGGGUGAAGAAAAAACUUGCUAUGCAUUCUGCAGUGGAUGCAUGUGUGGAAACAGAUGGCACUGCUGCACCUCCUCUUUCCUUGCCUUUUUUGAGGAAGCAGAUUCUUGCCACCACCCAGAUGAAUACCAAGACACCACAAAGGGAGACAGAGUGGAGGGAAGAGGUGGAGGAGGACAUCACAGAAUAUGACCAAGAAAAGUACUGGCAGGAGGAACAGUGUGAAGACAAGGAGGAAGAGAGAGUGGCAAAGGCCACAGAGCUAUACCUGGAGGAAGCUGAGACUAUGGAAAUUAAAGCAAAUGCAUGGGAGGAGGUGCAGCAGCAGCAGCAGGACCAGCUGAUGGAGCUGAUGCAGACCACUGCCCAGGAGAGGGACACAUAUAAGGAGCAGGUUCACCAGCUACAGCAGGAAGUAAAGGAGAUUAAACACAGGUGUGAAUACCUGGAAGUCAUCAGGAGAGAGCGCAAUGAGCUCAAGAGCAGAUGUGAACAGAUGAAGAGGGAGCUGGAGCACAUGAAGAGACAGAGAGUGACAAUGAUGCAGAACAGUGACAUGACCCUCAAUCUGGAUCAAGGGACCCAGAAUGGAAUGGAAGAAAACUGCAGGAAGCUAAGGAGCCUUCGUUGCACCAUUGGCCGGCUUCUUGUGACCUUUGUGCCUACUCUGGAUCUGGACCAGAUCGAUUUUGACGGUGAUGUCAUCGAUGGGGUGCUAGAGCAGGUUGUGAAUGAAGUCACUUCACCUAAUGAUGCAGACUUUAUUUAAAGCCAGUGCUACCAUAUCACACAUUUCUCCUUCCAUCCUUCGUCCUUCCAUUCUUUUCUAUUAUAUUAAUAUUUUGUAAUAAAAUA
Messenger RNA from Scleropages formosus (Asian bonytongue), 2689 nucleotides. Its product is annotated as MORC family CW-type zinc finger protein 3-like. The transcript is spliced from 19 exons. Gene Ontology annotation, cellular component: PML body; nucleus. NCBI's taxonomy places the organism in Eukaryota, Metazoa, Chordata, Actinopteri, Osteoglossiformes, Osteoglossidae. The record is from RefSeq and is a predicted model, not a curated record. Gene Ontology annotation, molecular function: zinc ion binding; ATP hydrolysis activity. The coding region runs from base 108 to 2603 and encodes 831 amino acids.